Geodia barretti is the source of this 306-nucleotide messenger RNA. Lineage: Eukaryota; Metazoa; Porifera; Demospongiae; Tetractinellida; Geodiidae. The record is from the annotation of a GenBank genome assembly.
UUGGCCAAGAAAUCCCUAAUCGUCAAAAACGAACGACGCAAGCAGACGGUAGCCAAAUUCGCCCAACAGCGUGCUGCACUGCUGGCGGAAGCGCGAGACCUCUCGCUGCCGGCGCGUCAGAGGUUUGAGACUAGACAGAAAUUGGCCCUACUACCCCACGACGCCAAUCCCAACCGCGUACGCAACCGGGACGGAGCCACCGGACGGCCGCGGGCGUACAUCCGCCACUUCGGUCUGUCUCGCAUUUCAUUCCGUGAGAUGGCGCUGGACGGGUUGUUGCCCGGCGUUCGCAAGGCCAGCCUGUAA